Molecule: messenger RNA, 972 nt
Organism: Exophiala dermatitidis NIH/UT8656
Lineage: Eukaryota; Fungi; Ascomycota; Eurotiomycetes; Chaetothyriales; Herpotrichiellaceae
Exons: 1
Coding region: 412-753 (113 amino acids)
Source: RefSeq, a predicted model, not a curated record
CGCUAUCUGGGGUACCCGGCCCCUACUAGUAAUCAGGGAGUUGAUGACUUCUGGAGGCCUUCCAUCGUGCCGUUUGACCUGGCACCGUUGACACUUUUUCUUCAGUCGUUGGACGCAGGCUCUUCUGCUCAUGUGCUAUCGGGAGAGUGGUCCACCUGUCACCCAGCCUACAAGAUGUCCGUCAGUUCCUAAUUCUAUUGGCAACAGGCUGUUUCAUCUAUCUAGUCGAAGUCGCAACAUAGGACAGGCGCAAGGCCGCUAUCAACGGGUACAGUAGCUUCGAGUUUGCGGACAGCCACAGGCGAGAUGCGGGUACGUGCAGUGCUGACCGGGUGAAUGGCCGGAUUCUGACACCAUUUCCCACGAGGCAAAUAUAGUUGGAUGUUCUAUAAGUACUAGUAGUAGCAACCAAUGAGGAUUCAAUUGGACGUUCCGAUUCAGACCGCCGGCGAGUUGCAGCGACCGACCAGCAGGAGGCGGACAGCUGAAUUGCUUCCGGCCGUCGAAGGCCUACCUCUAGUCAGCAUCAUCUUGUUUGCUUCUGAUUUUCCAGCAUGCUUGAACAUCUGGGGGAGCUCCAUGCAUAUCGGAAAGCGAUUUGCGCAGUUUGCAACUGUCGUCGAGGCAUCAGUGCUAUGUACUGUAACACAUCAUCAAGGCGGCGGGUUGUCCCGUUUGCACCAACAAUUUUUGUUUCGAAGUUGGAACAACGCCGUAUCACAUCAUCGGCGGGAGACAGAUGAGGCUGACUGAUGUAUGAUGUGCUGUACAAGGAGUUAGAUAUGUAGCCAGGUAUCAAGCUCGACUCGGAGCCAAAGCCAGGUCAACCUGUAUCAAACAUGGAACUGGAACUUGAAGUUGCUGCACUCGUCGAAGUUCAAGUUGCAGGGAGCUCACGCGUUUGCCAAGCCUGAGUGGCCCACCGCAAAUACUUGUCACUUCUCACGCGUCCACACUUUCCUCUUCCCUUCU